AUGGCGAGCUACCUGAAGAAGUAUGUGGACCGCGUGCAUGACGUGCCGCCACAGCUGCAGCGCCUGUUCAAGCUGAUCCGCGACCUCGACGAGCGCGUGGCAGCCCUGCAGGCCGCGGUCGAGGACAAGUGCCGCGACAGCCUGGCCGGCAGCGCGCCCAACAAAAAGCAGCGCACCAAGGCGGAGGCUGCGCAGCGAGAUGAGAUCAACGCUGACAUGCAGAAAAUACUCAGCCUGUCCGAGGAGAAGGUGCGCAUCGCCGCGCAGUGCUAUGACUUUGUGGACGGCCACAUCCGCCAGCUGGACGAGGAUCUGCGUGCCUUCGACGGGGACCUCUACUCAGACAGGGCGCGCCUGGGGCUCAAGGAUGGCGAGACCGCGUCCAAGGCCCUGGGCAUAGAGUCAGAUUACCCCGCCAACGCACCAGGGGCAGUGCGGCAGAAGCGCAAGUACACGCGGCGCAAGGGCACCGGCGGCGGCACGGAGCCAGCAGGCGCAGGGUCCCCAGUGGCAGCGCAGGCAGCGCCCAUGGCGCUGGCGGCUGCCACCGCGCUGGCUGACAGCAGCGAGCCGCGCUACUGCGUGUGCAACAACGUGAGCUACGGCGAGAUGAUUGCCUGCGACAACCCGGACUGCUUCAUAGAGUGGUUCCACUACGAAUGCGUCGGCAUCACGCAGCAGCCCAAGGGGUGA
Messenger RNA from Monoraphidium neglectum, 693 nucleotides. Its product is annotated as Inhibitor of growth protein 3. The transcript has 4 exons. Lineage: Eukaryota; Viridiplantae; Chlorophyta; Chlorophyceae; Sphaeropleales; Selenastraceae. The record is from RefSeq and is a predicted model, not a curated record. Bases 1 to 693 code for a protein of 230 amino acids. Gene Ontology annotation, cellular component: nucleus.